CUCAGUUUGAAAGGAACAAAGUAUGGGAACUUGUUCCUAGACCUCAACAUCAGAAUGUCAUUGGAACCAAGUGGGUAUUCAAGAACAAAGCAGAUGAAGAAGGCAAUAUUGUAAGGAAUAAAGCUAGGCUGGUAGCCAAGGGAUGCUGCCAAGAAGAAGGAAUAGAUUUUGAUGAGACAUUUGCACCAGUAGCCAGACUUGAAGCCAUCAGAAUCUUCCUAGCCUAUGCUGCCUACAACAACAUCAAGGUCUACCAGAUGGAUGUCAAAAGUGCAUUUCUGAAUGGAGAUCUUGAAGAAGAAGUUUAUGUGGAACAACCACCAGGUUUUGUCAUUCCUACUCACUCCUCUUGUGUCUACAAGCUUAAAAAGGCCCUCUAUGGUCUUAAGCAAGCUCCCAGAGCCUGGUAUGACACAUUGUCCCUUUUCCUAGUGAACCAUGGGUUUACUAAAGUAAAGGUUGACAAAACUCUAUUUCAAAUCUCUGUUGCUAAUCAUAUUCUGUUAGUACAAAUAUAUGUUGAUGAUAUUAUAUUUGGUAGUACUAAUUCAGAAUUGUGCAAGAAAUUUUCUCAAGUAAUGCAGAGUCAAUUUGAAAUGAGUAUGAUGGGAGAACUCAGCUACUUCCUAGGACUACAAGUUCCAGAAGGAAUCUUUAUCAAUCAAGGGAAGUAUACUAGAGACCUGAUCAAGAAGUUUGGAGUGGAAGGCAAAUCCUCAGUGAAGAUUCCCAUGAACACCUCACAAGGAAUUGGUCCGGAUGAUGAAGGAAAGGAUGUCGAUGCAACUAACUACAGAGGAAUCAUAGGAUCUCUGCUGUAUCUGACUGCAAGCAGACCAGAUAUCUCAUUCUCUGUUGGACUCAAAGCCCAAGGAGAGCCAUCUUAGUGCUGCAAAGAGAAUUAUCAGAUAUAUCAAAGGAAAUCCUAAUGCAGGCCUAUGGUAUCCAAAGGGAGGUAACUUUGAAUUAAUUGGUUACUCUGACUCAGAUUUUGUAGGUUGCAGAUUAGACAGGAAAAACACCUCUGGUCAUUGCCAAAUGCUAGGAGGAAGGCUUGUUUCCUGGUUUAAGAAGAAGCAGAAUUCAAUCUCAACAAGUACAGCAGAAGCUGAGUACAUUGCAGCUGGGAGUUGCUGUGCUCAGUUACUCUGGAUGAAGCAACAACUGAAGGAUUAUGGCAUUCAAGCAAAGGAGAUCAAACUGCUCUGUGACAACACCAGUGCCAUUGCAAUCACUCAGAAUCCAGUACUUCAUUCCAGGACAAAGCACAUUGAGAUCAGACAUCAUUUCAUCAGAGAUCAUGUGGAGAAGAAGCAUAUUUGUAUGGAGCAUGUACCUACAGAAGAUGAGCUAGCGGAUAUCUUAACCAAGCCUUUACCAGAGGCAAGGUUCAACAAACUAAGGGAAGAACUGGGAAUGAUGGAUGAUCUUCCCAGAGAUGCAUGAACCAGAAUUGCUGUGGACCAGAACUGUCGUCUGGAUCAGAAAACCCUACACCAGAAUCCCCCUUAUCUGAUCACCAGAGCACCCCUCAUCAGAGAACCUCCUUCUAUGAUACAGGGAUCCUUAUCUGCAGUCCAUCAGAGAUCCAUGUGGACUUGAUUAUUUUUCGAGGAAUGGGCAAGACCUUUUAACUUGAAUAGGUCUUUUACCAUAAUACCCCUGAUUAUUAUGUCGUUAACGGAAACGUUUUCCGCCCGCAUUUCUUUAAAUGAUACCUCGAAACCAUAAAUUAUCCCAAACGUCCACUAAUCCAAAACCAUUUAUAUCCAUCUCCUUCAACCUAAACCGCUAUUGUUAUUCAUCUCUCUAAACGUACUAGCUUCAAAAAUCCCCCAAUCUCCAGAAUCUCUCAGAAAUUCUUCUGAAAAUGAACUUCAUCAACAUCAACGACCUCACCAAGGAAGAAGUCAAGACCAUUGUGGCCAAUGUGGUUACCGGGAUGAAGGUUGAUUUGUCUGCACUACCUCUACUCGCAGAGAAUCAGAAGAGAAUGGCGAAAAUCAUCCAAAGGAUGAAUGAAUCCCAGCUGAGCAAGAUUGUUGCUCAUCCAUAUGAAGAGUUCAGCACCAGGGAUGUGGCUGAAUUCUAUCUGAACGCCACCAUCACCAAAAGCGGAGUUCACUCCAAGGUGCAGGGAAAGAGCAUCUCACUCAAUGUUGAUGCUCUGAACGAAUUCUUUGGAGUCCAACUGGACUCUCAAGACCCUGAGACUCCCACUCUCAUUGACCUAGAGUCAGUGGAGGUCUCAGUUGAAGCAUUUGCCCAGACCUACUGCCGCCCUGAGGCCGCCAAUCUGGACAGACUUUACAUGAAGAAGUUUCUGCUGAAGAAGGACUUCGAAAAGUUGGUUGUCAUUCUGCACAGGAGCUUGUGGUGCAAAACUGGCUCAACUGAUGAAAUCAACAAGGCCAGUUGCAAAGCAAUCUUUGUUGCUCAUCAUGGGAUGAACAUAAACUGGGGUGAGGUAAUCUUCGGUUCUUUAACUGAAUUCAUCAAGAAGAAGGAUCAGAAAACUGGCCUCUUCUCAACAAAGAUGGGCCAUGGCCUCCUUCUGUCUGCCAUCCUCACUGCCCAUGGAGUUCAACUCAGGGACCCUUCCCCAGUUGAUCACUCCAAAACCCUGUUCCUAAUUGCAUCCCCCAAGCUGAACAUAGCCAUCUCUGCUGAACUGAAGAGAGAAGAAAGGCUGGAGAAGAAAAGGGAACAACAGGUUGUCAAACCUAAACCUGCUGCCAAGAAGAGCAUUAAGAAGCCCUCUGUGACUUCUGAACAGCCUGAGCAAUCCCAGAUUGCAAGGGAUGUAAGGAAGAAGAAGAAGAAGAAGAACGAUAGAUGCACUCUAUCAGAAGUGGAUGCACCAGAGAUGAGCGCAUCAGAGUUGGCUCCCCCAAAAUCUGUUAGAAACUCUCAUGCAAAGAAGCAGAAGUUGAAAAGGAGAAGGAAUCAGGUUGUUCAGAGUGAGGACUCUGACAACUCUGGUCUGAAACCUUUGAAGAAGAAGAAGAAGAAAACAACCACACCUGCAAGGAAAUCAGAAACUCAGGGGGAACCUGCACUUGUUGCACAACCCUCCCCUGCACCAGACUUGGAUUUCACUGCAGAUUUAUCAGAACCCCAACACAUAUCUGACGGACAACCAGAGACUGAUUACAACACCAUUCUUUAAAGACAGUUUGAAAGGGUUCUGACCUGGAGAAGAUGGAAAAUGGGGCCUCUUCAGAAGAUCAUACAGUAUUUUGACUAUUUUGAAGCAGAAGAAGCUGAUGUCUUACACUGGGUAGGCACAGAACAUGUGUCUCAAUGCUUCAACCUUGCCUUUCUCAUCUCUGUCCUACAGAAGAAGAAAGAAAAACAUCAAGGUAAAGCACCUAUGACUGCCUUAUCUCCUGAAAGGCAUGUCAAAGCUCUGGAGGAACAUGAGAUGGAAGAAUUUGAUGUAUGGCUAAUGGAGAAGAAAAGAAAGGAAUCUCUCAUCAAGUUUCGCCACAGUGCUCGUGAGGAAGGGGAACCCUCCAAAGCCAAUGAUAUUGCUCUUACAAUGGAAAAGCUGGUCAAGGAAUGGAGAGAAUCCGUGUUUUCUGAAACUGUUCUUGAGGUAAUUCCUACCCCCCUCCUUCUCCUCCCAAAUCUCCUUUUACUCAUUCACCCCCUCCUAAAGUAUCUUCACCUAAAUCUUUCUCACCUCCUAAAUCACCUUCAAAACCUUCAACCCCAAUCAAGCAGAAAACCCCAUCACCUCAGAAAACCUCCUCUCCCCCACCAUCCCCCAUCAGAAAUCCUACACCUCAGGAGACCAAAUCAAAGUCUCCAUCACCCUGCAAGCAACCCUCACCUCCUAGAAACCGGUCACCCUCACCACCACCCUCUCCCAAACCUCUAAAAUCAGUCACUCCUCAGAACCCCUCUCCUCAGAACUCUCACCAUCAGAACUCCCCCCAUCAGAAAACCCCCUCACAUCAGAGUUCACCUCCACAGCAGCAACACCUAUCAAUCACCAGAGCUGCUUCACCCCCACUCUCUCCUCAGCUCUCUGUAGCCUCAACACCCAAGAGAGAGAUUCCCAUUCGCAUUCUAUCCUCAGAUGCUGACAAUGAUGGGUUCCUCACAUCCUUUCUUGCGGCAGAUUUCACAUCCAAGAGGAGGAAGACCCCACCCAGGGAUCAAUCUGCUGAACCCACUGGCAAUACUGCUCCAUUCCCCAAGGGAAGAGGUUUGGAGAUGCCUGGGUUUGCUCCAGAAGCCCCUCAGAUGGACUUCAACCAAUUUGUACAGUCUGCAAAAGAGUUUGAUGGUCAGAUGCUAGACAACAUGAACAAGCUCAUCGUCAUCAAUGACAAACACUAUGAGCAUCUGACACACACCAACAUCCAUCUUAAUCAGGGCCUUCAGCAACUGUCAGAAAAGCUUGACACUCUGACAGAGUCCCUGCACACCUUCAUGAGCUCAUCCAACAAGAAGAUUGACACAAUCUCCAGAGAAGUAGAUGGAAUUAACUAUGUCCUCUACUUUCACUCUCAAUCAAUGAAUAAUCAGAAUCAGAAACUACAGGAGAUCGCUGAAGCCAUUGACAUUCUGCAAUGGAAUGCUGAUCAAGCCUCAGAGCGCUUCAUGGAGAUAGGAAAUAUGUGUACAGAACACAAAGCGCAGGCCUUAGACAUUCUUCACAAGGACAAGGAGCGUUACCAGAAGUUGGUACUCCUUGAAGCAAGUACACAGAGUAUCCAGUCUACCAUGGAAAGACAACAGAACCUGAUUGAAGGUCUGGCCUCUGUUACCCAGACUCUGCCAGAAGCUCUGGAUGAGAUCAGAGAUGCCCAAGCAUCAGAAUUCUCAAAGAUUGAACUCCUCCUUGGCGAUCUUGUUGAUGCCAAAAAGGGGGAAGACACCAGAGAAGAAGAAGGUCCAAGCUCCAGAACCUUAUCUAUCAGAGGACCCUCAUCAUCUGUUGAUCCUGCUCCUUACUUCGAAGCUGCCAAAAAGAAAAAGCAAGUUAAUGCAGGCACCAGACCUCCUCCUCCACCUCCCAGAAGUUCUAAGAAGAAGCCCUCCAACUUUACCUUCAAUGAAUGGAUGAAGAGUGGGAUGUCUAAGCCUGACAGAGCCCAAUUUACACAGAUGAAGAAGCUGAUGACUCCACUGCAACAAGAGAAUUUGUUUAUGGACAGUGAUGGACUCGUCCAAAUCAAUCAUGGUGGAUCAAUUCAAGAAGCUGAGAUCUGGUGGCAGAUGAGAGUUCUAUCUGGCAAGAACAUUUCAGAAGCAAUCAGAAAUUACUUAGAUUGCAAGCUUGCACCUCAUUGGGCAGACUAUCAUAAUCCGAGGGACUUAGCCUCCAUCAGAGCAAAGGUCAAUGCAGAGCUUGAAAGGAUUGACAAAGCAGGACCUCAUGUAGAUGAAGAUGAAUCUUAAAUUUUAUCUCUCUGAUUAUGUAAUUAACCACCUGAUAAUAAGAUACCAUCUCUGCCUCUAGUUUGCAUGGCAUCUUAAAUUAUCUGUUCCUUCUUACUUUCUGUGAAUUCCUUGUGCUUGCUCUGGUUCUUUUUGUCCUUUUAUUGCUAUCUGAUUGUACUGUACUCUUACUAUUUUCCUAUGCUAAGUUGCCCACCAAGAUUUUAAUAGAAGUUUUUAACUUUAUUCUUGUAUGGUGAAAGGCACUUCUCUGGAAAUAGUUAAAGGGUUUUGGCAUCAUCAAAAAGGGGGAAAUUGUAAGGAAUAAAUGUAAUUAGAUUUUGAUGAUGCUAGGUUGAUUAGUAUUUGAAAGUACCCCAAUAGAAAUUUUGUAUUAGAUUUUGUCUUUGUAUGUACUAGAAUAGUCGACAUGCCAGAAACCCUCUUGGUCUUCCUUAUCAGAACUUCUACCAGAGUUGCUCCCAGAGUUGCUCUCCAGAAAAGCCAUCAGAGUUGGAUACCAGAGUUGGCAUCAGAUAAGCCAUCAGAGUUCUGAUCAGAAAUCCUUAUCAGACAAGCUCGUACCUUGCAGAACUCGAAGACACUUUGAUAGUCCCUGUUUCUGUAACAGCAAUGAAUAACGAUCUAACAACGAAGAUUAAACAUAAGGAUAACACAUAUUGAAUCAAUGUAAAACCCUCUUUGAUAGACCGUGAACUCGUACAACAGAAAGAUAUGC
This is a messenger RNA of Cuscuta europaea, 6130 nucleotides long. The record is from the annotation of a GenBank genome assembly. Lineage: Eukaryota; Viridiplantae; Streptophyta; Magnoliopsida; Solanales; Convolvulaceae.